AUGUCUCAAAACACUGACCAACGUAAAGAGACAGAGCCCACACCAAAAUCUAGACGUGGUCGAAAACCAAAAACUGUUCCUAAAAAGUUGGACUACACGGGACGGGAACCUAUCAUGAUAGUGAAGAAGUCACAAAAGCGAAAGGCGACCGAAAAAAAUAUGGCCGUGGUGAAUAUUGGUGUGGGAAGACAGGAGCUUGCACGGAUGACCACGAAGGAGUUGAGAAUCUAUGCCAAAGCUAUUGAAGUCACACUACUUAAAAUCCAACUUAAUAACCGUGGAAGUGGGGUUGAUAGAUGA
Molecule: messenger RNA, 300 nt
Organism: Paraglomus brasilianum
Lineage: Eukaryota; Fungi; Glomeromycota; Glomeromycetes; Paraglomerales; Paraglomeraceae
Source: the annotation of a GenBank genome assembly